AAUAAAAAACAAUUUAUAAUUUAUCGAUAAAAAUUACCAACAGUUAACAGAAGUCGUUAUUGAUGAUCGUGAUGAUCACAGUGUGCCGUGGUGUGUCUUGUUGAAUAGUAAGUGCCGGCUGACCUCGUUUGUUUGUAUAACUAUCUGUGAAUGGAGUCGAGUAAUUAUUUUAAAAUUCAUUAGCGAAAAGUACUGAAAAAAUCAUCAAUGACAUGACAUCAUAAUUAAUAAAUAAACAGUUUCUCGAUAAAUAAAUAUAACAAUGGGAGUAUUGCAUGCAAAGGAACCAAAUAUACCCAAAGACUAUGGAAUGCCUGACACAUAUCCUGGUGCAACUCCAGCGCAACCUAGAGUACCUCCACGUCCUGCUGGCCCAGAAGCAUCUGAUGAUUCUGGUCAGGUUACGGUUGUUCGGACCAUCGACUUACAUCAAAGGAUUCGGGUAGACAAGGUCCACAUUGACGGUCUAAUGAGAACUAAGGAUGAUAUUGUCAAGGCACAAGUUAUGGACUUGUUCAAAGCUAAGGAUUUUCGUCAGGUUGUUGAUCAAGCUCAGACAGUUAGGAAUAAGUUGGAAUCGAUAGGUUGUUUUAAAAAAAUAGGCGUUAGCAUUGACACCAGUAAGGGACCAGACGCAACUCCAGAAGGUGUUGAGGUGACAUUCAAUGUAAAAGAAAUGAAUCGUUUAAGUGGUGGAAUAAGUACGAUGGUUGGUAAUAAUGAAGGUUCAGUUUUAAUUCAAGCAAAGGCACCAAAUAUUUUUGGUCGUGGAGAACGUCUGCAAGUUGAGUAUUCAUAUGGAUCAAGAAGUUCGACAAACAUCAAUGUAUCAGCAAUAAAACCGUUUGUGGAUAAUUGGUUGCACACAAUACUUACCACCAGCGUGUUCAGUACAACGACGGAUGUACCUUGGUCUGGUUACAAAGAAAAAGACAAUGGAAUUUUGUUUGAUGUUGCCAUAGCGCCAGGCACACUGAAGCACAAUUUUCAAUACGAAGCCACUUAUAGAGAUAUUAUUGCUACGAAGAAAGCAUCUUUUCGGGUUCGGGAACAAUGUGGUCCAAGUCUCAAGUCAGCUUUAAGGCAUAUCUGUUCGAUUGACAAAAGAGAUGAUACGAUAUUUCCAACUGGCGGCAGUCAUGUUUCGUUUACCACCGAAUUAGCUGGUCUUGGUGGUGACACAGGUUUUAUGAAGUAUGAUUUUACGCUGCAAAGCAACUGGACACCAGUUGAAUUCAUGACAUUUCAAGUUGGUGCACAAGCUGGAUUUUUACGAGAAAUAAGUAACGAUUUACAAAUAAAUAUAACUGAUUUAUUUUUCCUCGGAGGACCAUUGCAUAUACGUGGGUUUCCGCGUAGAGGUUUCGGGCCUUUCAAUGAAGGCAAUGCCAUGGGAGGAAACACUUACUGGGCAUUAGCACUUCAUCUGUAUACACCACUGCCUUUCAGACCUGGAAAAAAUAGUUUUGGUGACUUAUUUAGGCUACACGGUUUUAUUAACGGCGGUAAUUUAGGAAAUAUCAGUUUACAAAAAGAUGGCGAUUAUUCCGAUAAUUUAAAAAUAUUCACAGACAAUGUGCGAUGUUCAGCUGGUAUGGGAAUAGCAAUGAGACUUGGUGGCAUCGCGAGAAUCGAGUUGAAUCUCGUGAUGCCUUUGCUGAUGGGUAGAUACGACAUGUUCCAACAGUAUCAAUUUGGAAUCGGUGUCCAGUAUUUAUAAUAAAUAUAAAUAAAUAAACAAAUAAACAUCACAAACGUUCGAGUUGAAUACUCGUUAUCAGAUAGUGCAUGAUUGUAAAAUUGUAAAUUAAAUAUAUUUAAUUCCAAUGUUAUUCUACCAGGUAAAGUCAAUCAAACAUGUCUGUAUAGUACUUUGAAUAAAAGACAAAAUUAUUAAU
This is a messenger RNA of Microplitis demolitor, 1898 nucleotides long. RefSeq names its product sorting and assembly machinery component 50 homolog. Bases 263 to 1720 code for a protein of 485 amino acids. The record is from RefSeq and is a predicted model, not a curated record. NCBI's taxonomy places the organism in Eukaryota, Metazoa, Arthropoda, Insecta, Hymenoptera, Braconidae. Gene Ontology annotation, cellular component: outer membrane; SAM complex. Gene Ontology annotation, biological process: mitochondrial respiratory chain complex assembly; protein insertion into mitochondrial outer membrane. The transcript has 7 exons.